Peromyscus eremicus (cactus mouse) is the source of this 872-nucleotide messenger RNA. It is a transcript of the gene Rnf5, whose product is annotated as ring finger protein 5. Gene Ontology annotation, cellular component: endoplasmic reticulum. The coding region runs from base 77 to 619 and encodes 180 amino acids. The transcript is spliced from 6 exons. Gene Ontology annotation, biological process: ubiquitin-dependent protein catabolic process. Lineage: Eukaryota; Metazoa; Chordata; Mammalia; Rodentia; Cricetidae. Gene Ontology annotation, molecular function: ubiquitin protein ligase activity; ubiquitin-like protein conjugating enzyme binding. The record is from RefSeq and is a predicted model, not a curated record.
GUGUGCUGUAUGUAAGUGUAUAUGUGUGUGUGUCUGGGGGUACUGAGGGGUACGUGGGGGCGAAGCAGAAUCGACCAUGGCAGCAGCGGAAGAAGAGGACGGGGGCCCCGAUGGGCCAAACCGCGAGCGGGGCGGGGCGGGCGCGACCUUCGAAUGUAAUAUAUGUCUGGAGACGGCUCGCGAAGCUGUGGUCAGCGUGUGUGGCCACCUAUAUUGUUGGCCCUGCCUUCACCAGUGGCUGGAGACACGGCCAGACAGGCAAGAGUGCCCCGUGUGUAAAGCUGGUAUCAGCAGGGAGAAUGUCGUCCCUCUUUAUGGACGAGGAAGCCAGAAGCCCCAGGAUCCCAGAUUGAGAACUCCACCCCGCCCCCAGGGCCAGCGACCAGCUCCAGAGAGCCGAGGGGGGUUCCAGCCAUUUGGUGAUGCCGGGGGCUUUCACUUCUCAUUUGGUGUUGGUGCUUUUCCCUUUGGCUUUUUCACCACCGUGUUCAAUGCCCACGAGCCUUUCCGCAGGGGUGCAGGUGUGGAUCUGGGACAGGGACACCCGGCCUCCAGCUGGCAAGAUUCCCUUUUCCUGUUUCUCGCCAUCUUCUUCUUUUUCUGGCUGCUCAGUAUUUGAGCUAUGUCUCCACCCUGCCCACCUCUAGCUAGAGGAGAAUCAGUAUUGGGGGUCCCUGCUGGCCCUUCCUUGCUUUUGGAGCACCCCCUCACUUCCAUGACCUAUCUCUGUUGGCCAAAGCCUCCUUCAGGAGGCCGUGGGGAAGAGUGACCAGUCUGCUUAGGAUGGGGUGCCUGCUGCUCUGUACUGCUGGUCCAGUAGCGCAGUCAUUCCCCACCCUGGAGGAGGACAGAUUAAAGACAGGUGCCCAGUU